Messenger RNA from Gongylonema pulchrum, 258 nucleotides. The record is from the annotation of a GenBank genome assembly. NCBI's taxonomy places the organism in Eukaryota, Metazoa, Nematoda, Chromadorea, Rhabditida, Gongylonematidae.
AUGUUGGCCUGCAAACAGCUGCUGUUUUUAUGGCCGCUUUUGCUGUUACUGUUAAGUAACAGCCUGGCUCAAAAGCGACGAAUUCUAAGACUGAUGACACCGUGGGCCAACAAAGCAACCGAUGAUGGCCAGAAAGCAUUUCAGUCCAUUGUUGAUAACGAAAUGCAACAUAUCAAUACUAUUUAUAAGAAACUUGGCGACUGGGCCAAUCAGCAAGGACCUGAUUUCGUGGUAUGUUUCGUUUUCAAAUAUUGUUAA